UGUCUUCUUGGAUCUCUUUGCGCUUUGCGCUUUGACUUCGUUUUGGUUGACAGCUUUGGUUUUGACUUUGACAACGGUUCUCACAACUUGCUGGUAACCAUUUCGACCACAAAAGCAGACCAGUAAACGCAAUCACCAUGAACCAAUCACUGCGAUUCUACCUGGCCGAUCUCGUUGGAGACGCACGGCAACUCAUCAUUACUACGGACAAUGCAAGGAUACCAAGGGAGCUCAGCGGCGGUGACCAUAGUGUUGGGGGAGAUGAAUCCACUUUUAGUGGAUACUCGGGGUACUCCUCGCUGAUGGAUGCCAGUACCGAAUCGAUGGGGUCUAGUAGCUCUCGAUGGGAUAGCGAAGCCGGACCUGAAACUACCAAGGAAAAGAAGAGUCGAAGACCGAGGCUCCCCUCAAGACGCUCCGACUCUUCGCCUCCGUCGUCGCCCACAACAGAGGCUAGAAUAACACGCCGUGUCAACACCAAGAACGCAUCACCUGCAACUCGAAAGCGAAUAGCAGAGUGCUUUGACCAAGUUGAUGACGCGGAGAUGGUAGAUUGCUGCCGAAGAGCAUCACUAUCGGAUGAUCGCAUGUGCCUUGCAGAUGCAGCCGCUCAGGGAAUGCUGAGGAAGCCUCAGAGACAGCUGAGCGGGAACGGAAGAUCCCGCAGUUCCGAGAAGCAACGACAGCCUCGACGAAAGAGAGGCGAAGACCAGUCCAAGCGUAAUGUCAGUGCAAUCCUUGGGGAAGCGAUACGUGAGUUGGGGAUGGAGGGAGCUGUGCAACGUGAUAUCCCGCUGCCUGCUCUCAGCAAGCAAUAAGAAGAUGCACACGCUAUUCACCAUCCUAGCAUAGAAAAAGAGCAACCACUAUAGUUUUCCCAAUUUUUAUUCAU
Seminavis robusta is the source of this 892-nucleotide messenger RNA. The record is from the annotation of a GenBank genome assembly. NCBI's taxonomy places the organism in Eukaryota, Bacillariophyta, Bacillariophyceae, Naviculales, Naviculaceae.